Messenger RNA from Cooperia oncophora, 270 nucleotides. The record is from the annotation of a GenBank genome assembly. Lineage: Eukaryota; Metazoa; Nematoda; Chromadorea; Rhabditida; Trichostrongylidae.
AUGUUCGCUAAUUUAACCUGCGUACUGGCGGCUUGCAUUUCUUCUCCCAUUAUAUUUCGACAAAAACUAGGGUCAUUUGAGAACUUUUGUGGACAAUAUUGUACAGAAGAUUGGAGCGAUAAUGAAAGUCAACGGAAAGUUUAUGGAGCAGCACUGCUAUGCGUUCAGCUGGUUGUUCCUCUAACUAUCAUUGUUGUCUCUUAUACAGCUAUUUCACUUCGAAUUGGUCAAGUGAGUCUAUUGAAAUUUACUUUUCUACCGCUUCUAUGA